CCGGGGCCGCGGCUGCCCAUGGGCGCGGGGCGCGGGGCGCGUCCCCCCAGCGCCGCCGGCUGAGGGCGCGGGGCGGCGGCCCGGCGGCGGGGGGCUAGGGCGGCGAUGAAGGGCCGGCGGAGAGGAUGCCCCCGCCUCGCCCGCCGGGCUCCAACUUGGCGGAGAACUCUCGGCCCCGCAGCCCCCGCGCCCGCCCUGCCUCUGCCGGCCGCGCGUCCAACUUAAUGCCCCAGCGGGAGCCCCAGCCAGCAGCCCCCCCGGCCCCCGGCCUCCUCCCCCCCCCGCAGCAGCCCGGGCUCCCGGCGGCCUCCCGCUGCCGGCGGAGCCCCUGGCCCCGGCGCGCCUGGGUCCCGCGGCGCCCGGGGCGGCGGCAGCGCGGCAUGCGGCGGCCCCGCGCACCAUGAGACACGGCACCGGCACCGGCACCGGCACCAGGCAGGAGGCGGGCGGCGUCCCCGGCUCCUCGGCGGCGGCGAAGAGUUUGCCGGUUCCCGAGGCCGGCCUCCUGCGCGGCUGGAGCAGCGGCGGCCGCUGCCGCAGCGGCACCGGCAGGCACCGGAAAACCGGCGGCAUCCAGCCCGGCGGCACGGCCACCGGCACCGGCACCGGCGGCUCCCGCGCCCAGGUGGCCACCGCGGACAGCAGCAGCGGCGGCGGCGGCUGGGGCUUCCCCGCCGCGCUCCCGCAGCACCGGCACCCCAGAAAAACCUGCUUAGACAAUCUAAUGGAUGAAGAUGAGAAAGACAGGGCAAAGAGGGCUUCACGUAACAAGUCUGAGAAGAAGAGGCGCGAUCAGUUCAAUGUUCUCAUCAAAGAGCUCAGCUCCAUGCUUCCAGGCAACACCCGCAAAAUGGACAAAACUACUGUGCUGGAAAAAGUCAUUGGCUUUCUGCAGAAACACAAUGAAGUCUCAGCACAGACGGAGAUUUCUGAAAUUCAGCAGGACUGGAAGCCUUCAUUUCUCAGCAACGAAGAAUUCACCCAGCUGAUGUUGGAGGCAUUAGAUGGCUUCAUUAUAGCAGUAACCACAGGUGGAAGCAUCAUCUAUGUGUCUGACAGCAUCACACCUCUUCUAGGGCAUUUACCGUGUGAUGUCUUGGAUCAGAAUUUGUUAAACUUCCUCCCAGAACAAGAACAUUCAGAAAUUUAUAAGAUGCUAUCUUCUUGUAUGCUUAUGACGGAUUCUGCCUCAUCGGAUUACCUAAAAACUGACAAUGAACUAGAGUUUUAUUGUCAUCUUCUGAGAGGAAGUUUGAACCCAAAGGAAUUUCCAACAUAUGAAUACAUAAAAUUUGUAGGAAAUUUUCGGUCUUACAGCAAUGUGCCUAACUCCACUUGCAAUGGCUUUGAUGAGGCUGUGCCAAGGGCUUACAGAACAUCCCCAGGAAAGCAGAUCUGCUUCGUUGCGACUGUUCGUUUGGCAACGCCUCAGUUUUUAAAGGAGAUGUGCAUCGUGGAAGAACCUCUAGAGGAAUUCACAUCAAGACACAGUCUGGAGUGGAAAUUUUUAUUCCUGGAUCACAGAGCACCGCCGAUUAUAGGAUACUUGCCUUUUGAAGUGCUGGGUACUUCUGGCUACGACUAUUACCAUAUAGAUGACCUAGAGCUGCUAGCAAGGUGCCACGAACACUUGAUGCAGUUUGGCAAGGGGAAGUCGUGCUGCUAUCGGUUUCUGACCAAAGGACAGCAGUGGAUCUGGCUCCAGACCCAUUACUAUAUCACCUACCACCAGUGGAACUCCAAGCCAGAGUUCAUUGUGUGCACGCACAUGGUGGUAAGUUAUGCAGAUGUUCGGGUGGAGAGGAGACAGGAGAUGGGCUUGGAAGAAGUGUCCUCAGAGGUUGUGUCCUCAGCACUAAAGGACAGUGGCACCAGCUUGGAUCCUGAACAGCACUUUAAUGCACUUGAUAUUGGUGCCUCAAUCCUCAGCGCUAGUCGGACACCCUCAGUGUCAUCCAGGAGCUCACCCAAAUCUUCCCACACACCCAAGUCAGACCCAGCAUCUACACCAACAAAGCUGAUUGCUGAGUCUAACACCCCCUUGCCAAGAACACCAAGCGCGCAGCAGGAUUUAUCUGUGCAUAGACUCAGUCAACCUACUACUCUUCAGGUUUCUUUGCCUUCUCAGCCUCCAUGUGAGCUUCUCCCACAGCAGUUGCUGCCUCAAGCAACUCUGCAAAAUCAGCCUGCACCUCUGGCACAGUUCUCGGCACAGUUCAGCAUGUUCCAGACCAUCAAGGACCAGCUAGAGCAGCGGACCCGGAUCCUGCAGGCCAACAUCCGAUGGCAGCAGGAGGAGCUCCAGAAGAUACAGGAGCAGCUCUGCCUGGUCCAGGACUCCAGCGUACAGAUGUUCCUACAACAGCCAACAGUGUCCCUGAGCUUUAGCAAUACUCAGCAGCCGGAGCCACAACAGCUACAGCAGAGGUCAGGGGCCAUUUCUCAGCAGCAGCUUGUCCCCAGUCCUCAACUUCAAGGGCAAAUUGCAUCUUCGCAAACAGCGAACCAGCAAGCACUGAGAGAAGCAAGCGUGAUAUCGAGCCAGGGCCCCAAGGCUGCGAGGAGCGCGGAGCUGGCACCGGGCGGCGGCCGCCCCCCCCGCGGCGCGCCCCCGCCCUUCGCCGCAGCCCCCGCCGGCGGCGGCACUGCGGCGCCCCCUGCCGCCCUGCCGCGGGGCGGCACCCCCGGGCCGCCCGCCGCCGGCUGCAGCCACGACCAGCAGCUCAGACUGUUGCUCAGCCAGCCUAUUCAGCCCAUGAUGCCUGGAUCCUGUAAUGCAAGACACCCUUCAGACCUCAGCAUGGCGGGAUCCCAGGCUAAGUAUUCUCAAACCCAACAAAUGUUUCAAAGUUUGGAAGUGCAGACUUCCAGCAGCAGCUCUCCAAUCGUACUGAUGGGACAAGCAGUGUUAAACCAAGGGUUCGCCACUACACCUCCUUCCCAGCCAUCCUCUCUGCCACCUAUGCAACUCCAGCACCAACAGCAUCAGCAACAACGCUACCUGCAGGUGCAAACACCAAGUUCUUUGCACAAUGAGCAACCUGAUUCUUUGCUUCUGCCAUCUUACUCACCACAGCAAGGAAAUAUGGGGUAUCAUCAGACACAGCAGCAGCAGCAGCAGCAGCAACUAACAUCAAGAAGAAGCAAUAGCUUAUCAGAAUCAUCAAAUUUACCACAGCCACUGCGAUAGAGUCCCACCAGCACAAUCGAUGCACGAUUAGCUUUAACCAAUGGGCACAUGGGGCAGAAGAGAAUGACUUUCUACUUACUGUUUUGGCUUUUGCACAAGCAUUUCUUUCAAAGCUCUAUGACAGAAGUAUGCCACAGAGUGCAGACUGCCACGGACAGUGCAUUUACGGCAUGCUGGAUUCAGUUUGCGCUGUCUCGUGAGUACAGUACGUACUGACAGAGCAAAAUAAAAAGGAACACUAUCCUGUGCAGCCUCCAUCACCAAUGGGUGCGCAGGAGGAGGUGUUCAAUCUUGGCGUGUCACUCUGAAAGCUAUCUGGCAAUUCCAAAAGACUGUCGACAGACUCAUGAGGUACUUGGCCUUCACUGUUUCAGUUCUUCUUUUGUGUAUGAAAAGCACUGCAUCAAAGGUCUAUUGAGGAGAGAACAAGAGAUUAUUUUUAUUAUGAUUAUUGUUAUUAUUUUGCACAACUGCACAGAGGACAAAACCUAGGCACUUUCUGUAAAGAGAAGUUUGUUUCCUUAUUCUUGUGGCCAAAUUAGCACAUCCAAUGGAGGAGAAAGCCCAGUCAUUGGUGAAGAUGGUCUACAGCUCAUAACCCUUGAUUUAGAAUCUGAAAAGUAUUAUGCAGCUUACCCUAACUGUUCUUCAUUACUAAAAACCAAACCAACGAAAAACCACAACCCACACUGGACUGUUUUCUGAAUUGUGAUUGCAAAGGAGAACUCGAAUUGUAAGCACAAUCAUGCAACUCUCCAAUAGUACAACACGGAUCCUUCUUCAACCUAAACUCACCCACUGCAAGUCUCUGAGAAAUAUGCACUGUGUUUUGGCCCACUGACUCGGGAUGCUGCAGACUAUUACAUAUCUCUUUCAUUAUAACAUUUAGGAUUGAAUUUUCCUUUGGGGGGAAAAAAAGAAAUGCACUUUUCGCUUUUUUUGUAUGUUUUCUGUUGAUAUGUUUCUAAGAAAGAUUUUAUGUAAUUAUUAAAUAAAAGUAGUGUAUUGUACAGCUGUUGUAAUAUGACCUAUUUCUAUAUAAAAUAAAAUUAUAUGGAAUUAUGUGGAAAUUAUUUUGUAUAUGAAAUAUCAACUCAUUUCACAAGUAUAAAGAUUGUGCUUGUGCUUUUUUGUGAGUGGAUAUUUUGUAAUAAACUAAUGAAUUAGAAAUGUUUUUGUGACGGGAACUACUGUUUCAUGCUAUAUACAACUCAAACUAUUUUUUUUUUCCAUUUAAUGAUGGAGUUGUCUUUAUUUGUAGAAUAAAAUAAAAUAGCCAAAAGGCUUUAUUGCAGGACUUGCACACAU
Harpia harpyja (harpy eagle) is the source of this 4498-nucleotide messenger RNA. It is a transcript of the gene NPAS2, whose product is annotated as neuronal PAS domain protein 2. The record is from RefSeq and is a predicted model, not a curated record. Gene Ontology annotation, biological process: regulation of transcription by RNA polymerase II; circadian regulation of gene expression. The transcript has 21 exons. Gene Ontology annotation, molecular function: DNA-binding transcription factor activity, RNA polymerase II-specific; protein dimerization activity; RNA polymerase II cis-regulatory region sequence-specific DNA binding. NCBI's taxonomy places the organism in Eukaryota, Metazoa, Chordata, Aves, Accipitriformes, Accipitridae. The coding region runs from base 401 to 3190 and encodes 929 amino acids. Gene Ontology annotation, cellular component: nucleus; CLOCK-BMAL transcription complex; cytoplasm.